CACUGUGGGUCCGGCGACCGGCGGGCGGGCACCCAGGGCGGCGUUCCCGUGGUACGGCGCCUCGGCUGCUGCCCCGAGCGGGUUCCACCCCGGAGCCUGACGCUCCUGGGGGCUCUAGGCGGAGUCCCGGGAGCUGAGGGGGACCGGCGGCCGCCGCCGAAGCAUGAGGAAGGGGUAAGGCAAGAGCCCCCCAAGAUUUCACGGUGAAUUGACACAGAGGUCUCAAGAUGCCAUUAGUGAAAAGAAACAUUGAUCCUAGGCACUUGUGCCACACAGCAUUGCCUAGAGGCAUUAAGAAUGAACUGGAAUGUGUAACCAAUAUUUCCUUGGCAAAUAUAAUUAGACAACUGAGUAGCUUAAGUAAAUAUGCUGAAGAUAUAUUUGGAGAAUUGUUCAAUGAAGCACAUAGUUUUUCCUUCAGAGUUAACUCUUUGCAAGAACGUGUGGACCGUUUAUCUGUUAGUGUUACACAGCUUGAUCCUAAAGAAGAAGAAUUGUCUUUGCAAGAUAUAACAAUGAGAAAAGCUUUCCGAAGUUCUACAAUUCAAGAUCAGCAGCUUUUUGACCGCAAGACUUUGCCUAUUCCGUUACAGGAAACGUAUGAUGUUUGUGAACAGCCUCCACCACUCAAUAUACUCACUCCAUAUAGAGAUGAUGGUAAAGAAGGUUUGAAAUUUUAUACUAAUCCUUCAUAUUUCUUUGAUCUGUGGAAAGAAAAAAUGUUGCAAGAUACAGAGGAUAAGAGGAAGGAAAAGAGGAAGCAGAAGCAGAAAAACCUAGAUCGUCCGCAUGAACCAGAAAAAGUGCCAAGAGCACCACAUGACAGGAGGAGAGAAUGGCAGAAACUGGCCCAAGGUCCAGAGCUGGCUGAAGAUGAUGCUAAUCUCUUACAUAAGCAUAUCGAAGUUGCUAAUGGCCCAGCCUCUCAUUUUGAAACAAGACCUCAGACGUAUGUGGAUCAUAUGGAUGGAUCUUACUCACUUUCUGCCUUGCCAUUUAGUCAGAUGAGUGAGCUUCUGACUAGAGCUGAGGAAAGGGUCUUAGUCAGACCACAUGAGCCACCUCCACCUCCACCAAUGCAUGGAGCAGGAGAUGCAAAACCCAUACCCACCUGUAUCAGUUCUGCUACAGGAUUGAUAGAAAAUCGCCCUCAGUCGCCAGCUACAGGCAGAACACCUGUUUUUGUGAGCCCUACCCCCCCUCCUCCUCCACCACCUCUUCCAUCUGCCUUGUCAACUUCUUCAUUAAGAGCUUCAAUGACUUCUACUCCUCCCCCACCAGUACCUCCCCCACCUCCACCUCCAGCCACUGCUUUGCAAGCUCCAGCAGUACCACCACCUCCAGCUCCUCUUCAGAUUGCUCCUGGAGUUCUUCACCCAGCUCCUCCUCCAAUUGCACCUCCUCUAGUACAGCCCUCUCCACCAGUAGCUAGAGCUGCCCCAGUAUGUGAGACUGUACCAGUUCAUCCACUUCCACAAGGUGAAGUCCAGGGGCUGCCUCCACCCCCACCACCACCUCCUCUGCCUCCACCUGGCAUUCGACCAUCAUCACCUGUCACAGUUGCAGCUCUUGCUCAUCCUCCCUCUGGGCUACAUCCAACUCCAUCUACUGCCCCAGGUCCCCAUGUUCCAUUAAUGCCUCCAUCUCCUCCAUCACAAGUUAUACCUGCUUCUGAGCCAAAGCGUCAUCCAUCAACCCUACCUGUAAUCAGUGAUGCCAGGAGUGUACUACUGGAAGCAAUACGAAAAGGUAUUCAGCUACGCAAAGUAGAAGAGCAACGUGAACAGGAAGCUAAACAUGAACGCAUUGAAAAUGACGUUGCCACCAUCCUGUCUCGCCGUAUUGCUGUGGAAUAUAGUGAUUCAGAAGAUGAUUCAGAAUUCGAUGAAGUUGAUUGGUUGGAGUAAGAAAAAUGCAUUGAUAAAUAUUACAAAACUGAAUGCAAAUGUCCUUUGUGGUGCUUGUUCUUUGAAAAUGUUUGAUCAUUCUAGUGUUUUGCUUUCUUUUCCUUAUAAUAACCCUUUGCCUCCAUAAUUUUUGAUUUCUAAGAAAAAUAUUAGCAUACAUUUCAAACUAAA
Molecule: messenger RNA, 2078 nt
Organism: Cynocephalus volans (Philippine flying lemur)
Lineage: Eukaryota; Metazoa; Chordata; Mammalia; Dermoptera; Cynocephalidae
Gene: WASF1
Product: WASP family member 1
Exons: 9
Coding region: 228-1907 (559 amino acids)
Biological process (GO): positive regulation of Arp2/3 complex-mediated actin nucleation; actin cytoskeleton organization
Cellular component (GO): cytoskeleton; lamellipodium; SCAR complex
Molecular function (GO): Arp2/3 complex binding; protein kinase A regulatory subunit binding; actin binding
Source: RefSeq, a predicted model, not a curated record